This is a messenger RNA of Papaver somniferum (opium poppy), 654 nucleotides long. RefSeq names its product DNA-directed RNA polymerases II, IV and V subunit 12-like. Gene Ontology annotation, molecular function: DNA binding; zinc ion binding; DNA-directed RNA polymerase activity. The transcript is spliced from 5 exons. The record is from RefSeq and is a predicted model, not a curated record. Gene Ontology annotation, cellular component: RNA polymerase III complex; RNA polymerase II, core complex; RNA polymerase I complex. Bases 264 to 422 code for a protein of 52 amino acids. Lineage: Eukaryota; Viridiplantae; Streptophyta; Magnoliopsida; Ranunculales; Papaveraceae. Gene Ontology annotation, biological process: DNA-templated transcription.
UCCUCCUUUAUAGGCUCUCGUUUUCUCGUCUUCUGCUUCUCUGGUAAUCAGAGAAUCCAGAUAACUUGACUGAGAUCUUGAACGUGAUUUGAUUACUUGGAGUUGUUGAUUAUUGUCUGGUUUUAUAAACGAGGUUAAGAAAUUACCCCUUUCUGUUCUUCAAUUUGGAAUCGAUUGGUGAGUUAAAGCCAGAAGCCCAGAAGUACUUUUCAUUUCCAUCAGAGAGUAAGUGAGAAACCCUUAAUCCUCCGACUUUGUCAUCCAUGGAUUCUCAACCUGCUGAACCAGUCAGUUACAUCUGUGGAGAUUGUGGGAUGGAGAACACACUGAAGCCGGGAGACGUGAUUCAGUGUAGGGAAUGUGGAUAUCGCAUCCUUUACAAGAAGCGAACCAAACGAAUUGUGCAGUACGAAGCUCGCUAAAUACGAAGGGCAACAAAUUACUCACGGAUAUUAAAGGCUAUCUAAUGGUGUUAGAUAUUAAACUGAAAUUGUAGUCUAAUGCGUUGUUUGGAGAAAUGCGCUGUUUGAUAUUGUUCGUCAAGUAAUUCUCUGUAGUACUCUCCUUUGAUAUUGUUCGUUAAGUAAUUCUCUUUAGUAGUCUCCUGCUGCACUUUACUUAUAAUAUGAUGCUUAUUCUAUUUUGAACGUAACA